Molecule: messenger RNA, 1255 nt
Organism: Impatiens glandulifera
Lineage: Eukaryota; Viridiplantae; Streptophyta; Magnoliopsida; Ericales; Balsaminaceae
Exons: 5
Coding region: 414-911 (165 amino acids)
Source: RefSeq, a predicted model, not a curated record
GAUUCGCAAACUGGGCUCCGAAGUCAGUUCAGGCAUCGGUUUCCUCGAAGUCUCGAUCCCUGUCAGUCAGGUAAGCGUUCUUCUUCUUAUCCUAGUUCUUUUUGAGUUUGUCGUCUUCUUCUUCCUUUUUCUUUAUGCUUUCGCGACGGCGGAAUGGACAUUUGUACAGAGGUUCGAUUGUUGACGCAUGAAUGGAACAUGUUUGAAGACGAUUAAAUCAAAAUUUCCCUUCAUUUAAGUACCCAUGUAGUCUUUUCUCUGUAUUUGGGGUUAACUAACUAGCCUAGGCUUGUCUUCUUUAUUUGGGUAGUCUGCUUCUGACAUUGAUCGGAUUUCCAGAUUCGCUCACUACUGAGACUGCAUCACUUCCUUAAUCUGGAUUCUAUUAGUCCAGAUUCAGUCUAAGCAUUAGGAUGAAGCUAAAGGUAGUAUUACGCAAAGUCCGUGACUAUGUCCGCUACGAUCUGAAGGAGAUUGCUUUUCCUUCGUCUUUACCUGAUCCUCCACAUAUAAAAAAGCGGCGGAAGCUCACAUACUAUGAAUGGUUUCUUGUAGUGAAGGAAGGAUCGAGAAUUUAUGGUGCAAGUUGGGUAAGAGAUAUUGGACCUGAACUUCGGCCAAAUGAAUAUAAGAAAGAAGAAGAAGAAGAAGUGAGUGAAGAAGGAAAGACUAGUGUUGAUACUAGGAAAGGGAAUGAGCCUUCUUCUACAUUGGAAGAUCUUGCUGUAGCUGCUAGAGGUGGCAUGGAAACACUUAGGCCAGCUUUACAGCGUUUGUAUAUGACAAGAGCUUCUUCAUAUAAAGAUGCCUUGCAGAAAUUCAUACUAGGUUAUCAAGAAGGUAUACAGCAAGUUAUGGACAUGAAGAAGAAGAAACAAGAAGAUUCUGACCAACCCAACACCCACCAAUAAUAGUAAAACAAGUUGAUUGAUCUCAUCCAAUGGGCAGCAUGUAAAACUGAUCCAGCAGAGAACACAUCUUCUUCAUCAGGGGUUGAUGAGAUCUCAAACUGUUUGAUUUGGUGAUUCGAUCAUAAAUUGCAGCAGCCAACAUCUUUAGAUUUGAGAUUAGAAGAAGCUGAUCAAGAAGAAGUCUUCACUCAUGGCAAAAUAUCUACUCUUCACAAUAUGCUCUUGUGGUUGAAAGUAUGUCUCAUACAAAUCUAUGGAACCCUGUGUAUAUUAUUUAAUUAAACAAUUCAUAGAUUUCAAGACUGUAGGAUUCGUCUUUAAUCUAUCCAUCUAUUUGCCUUUGA